AUGGAUAGAAGUAACACUAUAAAUGAGACUUCCGAAGAACGUCGACGAAGACUUAAUCGUGAACGACAACAGCGUUAUCGUAAAAACAAAAGAAAUACGGGACUUGACCACUCAGGAGAGAAGAGGAUACGUAUACAAGAUGAAGUUAGUAACGCUAUAGAUGAAACUUCUGAAGAACGUCAACGAAGACUUAAUCGUGAACGACAACAACAUAACGUGACUAUCCGCGCUGAACAAGAAGUAGUUAUUCAUCUGACUACUGUUCCGCUAAAAACAUUAAAAGCACGUAUUUAUCCAUGGUCUUCGCAAGGUUUAGACCGUCACUCUCUGGGAAGCAUGAAUCAUAGAUGUAAUUGUUGUGGGGCGCUGUUGUGGAUAGAUGAAAGAACAGGCACAUCCACACGAUCACCAGUUUUCACAACAUGUUGUGCCAAAGGCAAGGUUUUUCUUCCUCCUAUUGAGGAAUUACCAUAUCCUCUCAACAUUCUUCUUACUAGAACAGAUCCAAGUGCACGUUCAUUUAGGAAAAAUAUUAGGUCGUAUAAUUCAGCUUUGGCUUUUACAUCUAUGGGUGCAAAGGUUGAUCAUAGCAUAACAGGAACAAGUGGCAUUUACAGCUUUCGUGUUCAUGGUAAAAUAUAUCAUGGCAUAGGCACAAUACUUCCUGACAAUGAAGCUCACCCUCAAGAUAUAUUUUAA
Entrophospora sp. SA101 is the source of this 699-nucleotide messenger RNA. The record is from the annotation of a GenBank genome assembly. NCBI's taxonomy places the organism in Eukaryota, Fungi, Glomeromycota, Glomeromycetes, Entrophosporales, Entrophosporaceae.